AUGGGAAGCAUGCCUGAUUUACACAUUGUGAUUGUCGGUGGCGGCAUCGCUGGUCUCGCUACUGCCUUUGCUUUGAGACAUCCCAACAGACGCAUCACUGUGCUGGAGCGGUCCCGUCUUCUACGUGAAGUCGGCGCCCUGAUCUCGCUGCAGCCAAACGCAAGCAAGAUUGUCACAAAAUGGAAGCUCGACCCAUUUCUUGAGAGUGCAGAGCCCUUGGCAGACCGAGGAUUUAGAAUCUUUGACGCCGACGGCAACUUGGUCAGAGAGCUACCAUUCCAGAAAGGCCAGUUUGGCGCUGAGCGCUUGCUCUAUCACAGACAAGACUUGCAGGCUGGUCUUGGAAAUGCGGCUACCAGCGAGACUGCCUACGGAAAGCCUGUAGAUAUCCGCACCGCUUGUCAAGUCGCGAGUGUCGACUGUGAUGAAGGCGUCGUGACUCUUGACUCUGGCGAGAAGAUCUACGGAGAUGUCAUCAUUGGUGCAGACGGUAUUCAUAGUGUUAUCAGAACAGCUGUUGUUGAUGAGAAGAGAGAUGCUCUACCAACUGGCACAUCAGCAUAUCGAAUGCUCAUCCCGACUGAAAAUCUCAAGGACAUCACACUGCCCGAAAAGAUCUUGGAUCUUAGUGAUCCCAAAACAACAAUGAUCAUGGGCCACGAUCGAAGAAUAAUUAUGGGCCCUGGGCGUGGUAGCAAGAUGUACGGCAUCGUCGCUUUGGUGCCAGACGAGAAGCUCGCAGAAGAGAGUGCGGAUAGUUGGGUCGCUCCCGGCAGCAUCGAUAAGCUUUUAGAAGCGUAUGCCGAUUUCCCUUCGUGGCUACACGACAUCUUCCGAGCAGCACCAGAUAUCGGACUUUGGCAACUCCGCGAUAUAGAUCCUUUACCGCGUUGGGUCAAGGGACGAACCAUCUUGAUUGGUGACGCCGCACAUGCUAUGCUGCCCACCCAAGGCCAAGGUGCAUCACAAAGUUUCGAGGAUGCAGAGGCCAUCGUAUCGUUCUUGGCGAAUGUCCAGUCAAGAGAUGAGGUUGGCGCGGCUCUGGAAAGGGUCUUCGCCGCGAGAUACGACAGAGCGUCGUUGAUUCAAAAGUUCAGCAGAGAGCAGGCGAAGCCCGCAACAGAUGGUGUCAGCAAGAAGGUGAAUCUUGAUCCUGCUCAGUUUAUGAAGUACAAUUGCGAUUACGAUGGUGCUGAGGAUUGGGAAGUCCGUCAGAAGAAUGGCACUUCCAACCCAUGA
Fusarium sp. VM40 is the source of this 1239-nucleotide messenger RNA. NCBI's taxonomy places the organism in Eukaryota, Fungi, Ascomycota, Sordariomycetes, Hypocreales, Nectriaceae. The record is from the annotation of a GenBank genome assembly.